Messenger RNA from Encephalitozoon romaleae SJ-2008, 1236 nucleotides. RefSeq lists its product as hypothetical. Bases 1 to 1236 code for a protein of 411 amino acids. Gene Ontology annotation, molecular function: protein binding. The transcript has a single exon. NCBI's taxonomy places the organism in Eukaryota, Fungi, Microsporidia, Unikaryonidae. The record is from RefSeq and is a predicted model, not a curated record.
AUGGGAGAGAAAUACAAGCUAUCAUCAUUAGGAAGUGAUGACAAGGUUCGAAGUGUUGCAUUUACUAAUGAGUCUGAAAUAACAAUAGGGAGUGGGCUUGAUUCAGAUGUAAGGCUGCAGCAGCCGUCUAUUGAGGAAAGGCACGUGCUUGUGUAUUUUGACCAUAUGAAGAUCCGGGUGCUUGGAAACAAUGUAUUUUUGAAUGAGGAAGCUCUUGAGAAGGAAUCGAUGUAUGGAUUCCGAUUUGGAGAUGUGGUGAAGAUAAACAGGUAUAAGUUUGUGUUUUCUCUGACUGAGCCUGGAGAUUUUGUUGAUGAGGAUAAGAUUAUUAGAAGGCCAACGAUGGAACUCAGUUACCUGAAUCGGGAAGGGGAGGAGAAGAAAGAUCUUUCUGAGGGUGGAAAAAGAAUAAAGAUUUCGAAUUCAGGGGAAGAGAAGGGAGACGGAAUUGGAGAUGCGGUUGUUUCUAUUGCACUUAACAAGGUUACCGGAGUAAAUGUUUCUCUGUGUGGAGAGGAAGUUGAGAAUGUGUCUUCUGUGAAGCAGGUGAUUGAGGAACAGAAGGAGGUGCUUAAGAAAGAAAUCAAGGAGUCGAUUGAGACGUCCAUGGUUGACACGCCUGUUCUUCCGUCGAUGGGAAAGAAGAAUUCCAGGGAUCUUGGAGAGGUGAUGAUAAAGAAGGAGAUUCUAGAUAGUGCUGAGAAGGUUGUUGAAGAGAAGAUGAAAGAAGAGCAUGCAGCAAUAGAUGAGGAACUUGAUGAGCUGAAACAGAAUGUUAAAGACAAUAUCAAGGAGGAGUUAAAAGAAGACCUGAAAAGGGACUUUAUGGAAGAUGUCAAGGAAGACAUUAGAGAUGAAGUCAAGGAGGUCUUAUCUUCGAGUGACAUGAAGAAUGCUAUUGCUACCGAUGUGAUGAGUAGGAUUGAAGGAGAGAAGGAGGAGCCCGAUGAAGAAGGAGACGAUAAGAGAAGAGAAGAGAAGCGGGAGAAGGGAGACGAAGAAGCAAAUGAGAGGCCUGGAGGGCGAAGAAGAAGAUCGAGUGCAAUGAGACUUUUACCACAGGACGAUGGAGAAGUGGGCGGAGUAAAGACACUUAGGAAAGCUUCCGUCAGAAGCAAGAAGCGUGCGUCUGAGGCACCCAAGGAAACAAAUAAAAGAAGAAAGGGAGGGAAGAAGGAAGAGGAGAAGACAAGGGACGGAGAGACUGAGAAAAGUAACAAGGAUGAUGAAGAAUAA